UUAUUUAUUUACAAAAUACGGCUUUAUUCUUUAAAAUAUACUUCUAAUUAAUACUAGAAGUUUUUGCAGAAAAUUUAAGCUCUGUAUAACUAAUGGCAUCGCUACUUUUACUUAGGUCUAUGUUAUAUGCUAACGCUUUGCACAAGUCCAAGAAAAAGAAACAGAAAAAGCGUAAGAAAUCUAAAUCGUAUACUAGUAUAUCGAGUUUCAAAAUAGCUCCAGGCAUGUGCAGGAUAUGUGCUUCAGAAAAUGGGGAUGUUCCCAUUUUCAACAACUUCGUACAACCCAAUAUUGCGGAAGAAAUAAAACAUUUUUCCGGUGUUACGAUCAGCAAGACUGAUGCCAUGACACAGAUGUGUCAAAACUGCCUUGAUUUACUCAAUGGCUGUAUCAUGUUCAGGGAUAUGUGCCAAAACAAUGACAAGAGAUUGCAAGAGUUAGAAGAGAUAUCUGUGAAAGAAGAAUAUGUAAAAUGUGAAAGUAUGCAAAAUGAUGAUGAUCAAGAGCUUAAUGACCUACCUGACGAACACAAUGAAGACAGCAAUGACUCCUACAACAUACCCUCGCCUACAUUUUCUGAUGGUGCAGCUAUUUGGGGCUGUAAUACAUGUGGAAAAGACUUCUUUGAUAUGGUUUCCUAUAGUGACCACCUAUCGCGUUGUCCCGGAGACAGUGUGCCAAAACCACCAGAAGAACUAACAAAGAGAAAAUUUCUUUGUGACAUAUGUGGUAAAACAUGCUCAUCCAAUGCUAGUUUACUAGUGCAUAUGGGCAUCCAUGAAAACGUAUUUCCCUUCAAAUGCGACGUGUGCCCAUACCAAGGCCGCACCAUGGACCUGCUGAAGGUGCACAAGAGGUCCCACAUGGCCGACAAGCCGUUUAAGUGCACGCAGUGCCCCAAGGCCACCACCACGUCCAGUAAUCUGGCCAAACACAUGCGCCAUGUGCAUAGCACGCAGAGGCCUUUCAAGUGUACAUAUUGCGACAAGGCGUUCUCGUACCAACACGACAUGAAGCGACACAUCAAGGACAUACACCUGCGGCAGGGCACUGUCGAGUGCGACGUCUGCUACAAGAAAUUCAACACUAAGAAAAUACUACAAGGCCACCGAUGGAAAAUUCACAAAAUCAAAGGGGAGCGGCAAGGGCGCCUGCCGUCGUACUUGCAGCACCAAAUGGAGGAGCAGGACCACCACGACCAAGAGGUCGCCAUGCGACAUAUGGAGCAGCCCUACUGAUAUUCAUAAAACAUAU
Messenger RNA from Cydia amplana, 1254 nucleotides. RefSeq names its product zinc finger protein 676-like. The transcript has 8 exons. Lineage: Eukaryota; Metazoa; Arthropoda; Insecta; Lepidoptera; Tortricidae. Gene Ontology annotation, biological process: regulation of transcription by RNA polymerase II. Gene Ontology annotation, molecular function: zinc ion binding; DNA-binding transcription factor activity, RNA polymerase II-specific; RNA polymerase II transcription regulatory region sequence-specific DNA binding. Gene Ontology annotation, cellular component: nucleus. The record is from RefSeq and is a predicted model, not a curated record. The coding region runs from base 93 to 1238 and encodes 381 amino acids.